Messenger RNA from Ostreococcus tauri, 576 nucleotides. RefSeq names its product unnamed product. Lineage: Eukaryota; Viridiplantae; Chlorophyta; Mamiellophyceae; Mamiellales; Bathycoccaceae. Bases 1 to 576 code for a protein of 191 amino acids. The record is from RefSeq and is a predicted model, not a curated record. The transcript has 4 exons.
AUGGCGCCGAGGGGAGCGAUCGCGGGAGCGAUGGAGGCGCACGCGCGCGGGAAGGGCGACGACGCGAUGUCGCUGGUGAAGAUGCUGCACGCGACCAGCGAGAAGGCGAAGAGGGAGUACUUGGCGAGCGAUCGAGGGGUCACGGCAGUGUGCGAUAGUUUACAGACUGAGCUCAAGCGUCCGAUCGAGGAAUGGAAAGACGACCUGCUCGGAGCGUUGACGAAUUUACUCGUGUCUUUUACCGAUCUGGGCGCGAUCAACGUCGAUAAAGUGCGUGAUAAAUUGAUCGGCGCGUUUGAAGCUUUGGCCGAUCGAAUCGCUGCGGCGGAGGGCGAUUUCUCAUCAAUGUCGCAGAGCGAGCGAGACGUCUUCGUGGACGUGGUUUGGAUCAUCGAUCAGUUGGCGUGUUGCGAGGAGGCGAAGGAGAAAGCUGAAUGGGAGCCCCUGGUGAAUCUCGCGAUGGACGUGGUUCUUGUCGAUCAGUUACCACCUCUGAUGCCCCAUCGCCACUGUGAAUCCCACUCCGCCCGCUACCAAGUCGCAGAAGAAACCGGAAGUGAAGAAAGCGCCUCGUAA